AUGUGGAAAACUAUUGCUGAUCGAUAUAAUGAGCUAUGGAAUUUGCCAAACUGUGUUGGUAGUAUAGAUGGCAAGCACAUACGAAUUAAGGCACCUGUAAAUUCAGGAUCGUCAUUUUUCAAUUACAAAGGAUAUUUUUCAAUUGUUUUAAUGGCUACAGCAGACGCUGAUGGAAAGUUUAUCACUAUUGAUGUAGGAGAAUAUGGUCGGAACAGUGACUCAAAAGUUUUUAAAGAAUCUGCAUUUGGUCAAUUAUUGUUUAAAAAAAAACUCAACCUUCCCGAAAAUGCUUGUUUGCCACACGAAGAAAAUGAUCCAACAUUUCCCUAUUACUUCGUUGCAGAUGAGGCAUUUCCCCUACUCGACAACGUUAUGAGACCAUAUCCAAGACGUUCAUUGACGAAUACAAAAAGAAUUUUUAAUUACAGAUUAUCCAACGGUCGUAAGUCAGUGGAGUGUGCGUUUGGAAUGAUGGCAUCUAAAUUUAGAAUAUUGGAACGACCCAUCAAUUUUAAAACUGAAAAAAUUGAAAUAGUGAUAAAAGCUAUAUGCGUUUUGCAUAACUUGAUUCGAGUGCAUGAUGCCAUUACCGCAGAUGUUGCAAAAAUGUAUAGGCAGGUUUUCAUGUCCCCCGAUGACAGUGAAUUGCAACGAAUUUUAUAUAGAGCUAGUCCUGAUCAACCGUUGAAGCAUUAUAAGCUAAAAACAGUUACAUACGGCACUAAAUCAGCUUCAUUUCUGGCCACUCGCUGUUUG
This is a messenger RNA of Acyrthosiphon pisum (pea aphid), 756 nucleotides long. RefSeq names its product protein ANTAGONIST OF LIKE HETEROCHROMATIN PROTEIN 1-like. NCBI's taxonomy places the organism in Eukaryota, Metazoa, Arthropoda, Insecta, Hemiptera, Aphididae. The transcript is spliced from 3 exons. The record is from RefSeq and is a predicted model, not a curated record. The annotation marks the transcript as partial.